AUGCCUCCACGACUUAAUCUCUUCGCAGCCCAUAGGGCCGCAUCUGCCCUCCGUCAGUCAACAGUAUCCUCCACUGCACGGAGCAUCGCAUCGCCGCUACGAAUCCAGUCCGUCCCAGUCCAGAAAAGAUGGAAUUCCUCAAAAGAAUCAAAGCCGGAGGACCAGAAGCUUUCUACACCGGAUUCAAUUCCCAGUGUCAGUGAAGAGGCCGCCGAAAUGGCAAGGAUUCUAGAGAAGGAAAAGGGCUGCGACGGGCAGCCAACAGCUCCGGAGCUCCAGCAAGGAUCUCCAGUUUCGGAGAUUCUCCAGCGCGAUGAUAAGGCCAGGAAACUCAUGCCAAAGGUUAUGCAAGACCAAUUGAAGGCCUCCAAGGGCUUUCGUUCUUUCUCGACCUCUUCUCGCCGCAGCGAGGAAGCUGAUACAUUCUUAAUGAGUGAUGAUGCUUCUGCCGCCAUUCUUGCAGACAUGGUCGAGCAGCUGAACGUGAAGGCCUUGGAACGCUCCCCGGGCCUUAAGUUUGACGAACCGGAUGUUUCAUCCAAGCCACAGAGCUUCCGAAAGCGCUACGAUGAUAUGCAGGACCAAUUCACCAAGAUGAUCAUGCAGGAUGGAAAGUUGGCACGCGCACAGAAGAACAUGUCCACCAUUCUUGAUCACCUCCGUACUUCCUCUCCUCCCAGUAUAAACCCCCGCCGCCCUCUCCUUGGUGGACCACCAGCUGCUCAACUGCCCUUCGAUCCCAUUCUUUAUCUCAGCUUGAUUGUCGACUCAGUGGCUCCUCUCUUCCGCAUUCGCCAACAGAAGGGUAUCUCUGGAGGUGGUACUGCCGUGCAAGUCCCCCACCCUCUGAAUCUCCGUCAGCGCCGCCGCGCUGCUAUCAAGUGGAUUAUUGAUGCCUCGAACAAGCGACGUGAUGCGCAGCUGGCGCACCGACUUGCAAAUGAGUUGGUUGCUAUUGCAGAGGGACGUAGUGGAGUUUGGGAGCGAAGAGACCAGCAACAUAAAAUCGGUAUCGCAGGUCGUGCGAACUUGGGACUUGCGCCUCGUCGUCGGUGA
Molecule: messenger RNA, 1056 nt
Organism: Penicillium taxi
Lineage: Eukaryota; Fungi; Ascomycota; Eurotiomycetes; Eurotiales; Aspergillaceae
Product: mitochondrial 37S ribosomal protein uS7m
Exons: 3
Coding region: 1-1056 (351 amino acids)
Biological process (GO): ribosomal small subunit assembly; translation
Cellular component (GO): ribosome
Molecular function (GO): mRNA binding; structural constituent of ribosome; rRNA binding
Source: RefSeq, a predicted model, not a curated record